AUGUCCAAAACGAAUCAGUCCACAAACUCUUUAUCAUAUUCAUCCGAUCAUUGGGCGUUACAACCUUAUUCUUUAACUAAUUCUAACGUGAUUGCACUCGCUUAUUUUGAACAAUCGGAUUAUGCCGUCUGCAUUCAUCCCGAAGACAAACGUGGCUAUCGUUCAAUUAUACGAUUGAUCAAGAACGACCAAAUGAUAUCUACUAUCAAUCGAGAAUAUACUUCAUCAGAACGAAUUGGUCUUGCGCUAGUCAUGGCAUUGGUUACAGAGGCGUACACUCGUAUUUUGCCAAUCGCUCAAAAUGCCGUUUUGGGUAACAAUGCUCACUCGUUUGAUCCAAAAACUAGUACUAUCCAGCUAGGUACCUCGGAAGAACCGAUUUUUCUUCAUGGCCAUGUGUUUGGGCGAGGUAAUCCAAAAGAACACUAUAUUGAAAACAUUCCAUUGGAUGGUCCUAUUCCAGGAAUGAUUUUUGAUCUAAGGGCUCAGUCUCCACAUGAACCAGGCAAUGAUAAAAGCGUGAGUUGGACACCAGACGAAAUAAACAAAGUAGUUCAUCGAUUGAAAGCUGAAAUUGAUCAAAUUCAUAACACAUAUAAAGCUCAUGGUUUGACAGUCAUUACUCAAAAUCGUUUCGUAGAUAUCUACAUGGUAAGACAUGGUGAAACGGAUUGGAAUACUGCAAACAAAAUUCAAGGACACACAGAUACUCAAUUAAAUACAAAGGGAAAAUUACAAGCGCAACAACUUCAAGAGAAAUUCGCCGGCAUCGAUUUUACCAAAGUAGUGUCGUCCGAUCUAAUACGAGCUCGUUUAACCGCAGAACUAUUUCUUGGUCCUGACAAAUCAACCAUGAUCGAAACGUCGCCUCUACUACGAGAGAGAUAUUUUGGAAUAUGGGAAGGACGUUCGUUUGUUGAAUUCAAAUCUCACGUCGACCAAACUGUUAAUCUUGAUAAUAUGACACAAGAAGAAUAUGUCUCUUUCAAAUGGCACGAUACUAUUGAAAGCUAUUUUGAUGUAUAUGAACGAAUCAAAACUGUAAUCCGUUCCAUUUUGAUUUCUUCAUCGGCGAGUGAGGGUCCUGUUUUACUUUUAAGUCAUGGUUGUGUCAUGCGAGCCAUUCUAUAUAGUUUAAAAUUUCAGUCUGGAUAUCGUUGGGAAGUAGAUAAUGGUGCUUCUCUAAAACUGAGAGUACAUGCAGAUGGACAAAUCCUCCUCGCGGCUUGUGAAGGUGUCAAGAUGCACAAGUCAAACGAGAUAUUCUUCUCAUUUUGA
Molecule: messenger RNA, 1278 nt
Organism: Rotaria socialis
Lineage: Eukaryota; Metazoa; Rotifera; Eurotatoria; Philodinida; Philodinidae
Source: the annotation of a GenBank genome assembly